AUGGAGGGGAGCAACCACACGGUGACUGAGUUUAUCCUUCUGGGCUUCACCACAGAUCCGGUGAUGCAGAUGGUUCUGUUUGGAGUAUUCCUUGGGGUGUACUCACUGACCCUGCUCGGAAAUAGCACCCUCAUAGUGUUGAUCUGUAAUGACUCCCGUCUCCACACACCCAUGUAUUUUUUCAUCGGAAAUCUGUCUUUUCUGGAUCUCUGGUAUUCUUCCGUCUACACGCCAAAGAUUCUAGUGACCUGCAUCUCUGAAGACAAAAGUAUCUCCUUUGCUGGCUGCCUGUGUCAGUUCUUCUUCUCUGCAGGGCUGGCUUAUAGUGAGUGCUAUUUGCUGGUUUCCAUGGCUUACGACCGCUAUGUGGCCAUUUCCAACCCCCUGCUUUAUUCUCAGGCUAUGCCAAAGAGACUAUGCAUCUGUUUGGUUAUAUACUCCUACACUGGGGGCUUUGUCAAUGCAAUAAUACUAACCAGCAACACAUUCACGUUGGAUUUUUGUGGUGACAAUGUCAUCGAUGAUUUUUUCUGUGAUGUCCCACCCCUGGUGAAGUUGGCAUGUGACGUGCAAGACAGCUACCAGGCUGUGCUGUACUUUCUCUUGGCUUCCAACGUCAUAGCCCCCACCGUGCUCAUCCUGGCCUCCUACCUCUUCAUCAUCGCUGCUGUCUUGAGGAUCCUCUCCACCCAGGGCCGCCUCAAGGCCUUCUCCACAUGCUCCUCCCACCUGAUCUCUGUUACCUUAUACUACGGCUCUAUUCUCUACAUCUAUUCUCGCCCAAGUGCCAGCUAUUCCCUAGAGAGGGACAAAAUGGUUUCCACCUUCUACACAGUGGUGUUCCCCAUGUUGAACCCCAUGAUCUACAGCCUGAGGAACAAGGAUGUGAAAGAGGCUCUGAGGAAACUCUUCAAGUGGGCAACCACCUGA
Molecule: messenger RNA, 930 nt
Organism: Otolemur garnettii (small-eared galago)
Lineage: Eukaryota; Metazoa; Chordata; Mammalia; Primates; Galagidae
Product: olfactory receptor 1013-like
Exons: 1
Coding region: 1-930 (309 amino acids)
Biological process (GO): G protein-coupled receptor signaling pathway; sensory perception of smell
Cellular component (GO): membrane
Molecular function (GO): G protein-coupled receptor activity; odorant binding; olfactory receptor activity
Source: RefSeq, a predicted model, not a curated record